This is a messenger RNA of Hymenoscyphus albidus, 1080 nucleotides long. The record is from the annotation of a GenBank genome assembly. NCBI's taxonomy places the organism in Eukaryota, Fungi, Ascomycota, Leotiomycetes, Helotiales, Helotiaceae.
AUGUCCGCGAACUUCUCAGAGAUGAACCUCCGCUCGAGCAACGUGGAUAACUAUCAGAUGUACACAGCCGAACAACCAUACCCAGUAAAUGAUUUUGACGCUGGUUCAAUGUACUCUCUGCAGGAGAUUCCCCUCGAAGAGUUUUUGGAAGAAACAUCAGCAAACCACAAAUACCCCGGAGACAGUUUACCUACGCGAAACCAGAGAGGAUUAACAGAGGUUGACACCCAAAUGCUGUCCGCGCUGAUGGAAAUCAGAGACCAUCUCCCCUCGGACCAUUUGACUGGCUCACAAGAAUUUGUCGCCUAUACCCCGGGAGCUGUUGCUGAGCAAGAUAUCACUGAAAGCAUCGAAAGAGAGGAUCAAGGAUAUGUUGAUUCCGACACAAAUUAUGGCUACGAAAGCGAACUCGAUGUUCCAGGUUAUUCUAGCGCACCGUAUAUCGAUUCCGAUUUCUACCCAGAUCCGCCAACACCAUCUCCUCCUCGCCAUCGCUCAUUAACACCUGAAAUCGAGUUACACCCUUCGCUAAACGCAAAUGAGACCCGGGAAAUAGCACCCCAGUACAAGUCAAAAGUCAGACCACGGCCCGAAAGGAAGCCAAAAUGGUCAAUCGACCCUUUCAGACAGUGUUUGAAAAGGCUUGACUCGAACCUCCGGAUUGCAAUCUUCACCCGGAAAGAUCAUGAGAAAUACGCCAAAAUCCUUGAUAAAUACGACCAAUCCGCGCUUAGAAGGUCUCGGAGACGAAGGGGGAUGAGAGAAAAGGUCAACCAGCGAGGACUAGAUUACCAGACUGGAUUCAUGAGGUGGAGGGUUCAUCAAAGGAGUAAGCUGGCAUGUGAGUUAUAUCCAGGAACGAGAAUGGAAGGUCUGGGAGCAGUGUUUCAUAAUGGAGGUGCGAUGGCCGUGGAAGGGGGAUAUCUUGUUGGAAAUCAAGGUCAGAGUACGAAAGAUUGUGAAUCGCCAAAGUGUCUAGUCGGGGUUUGCGGGUGGAGGGGCAUGACACUCGGCCUUUUCCCCAAUUAUCAGCCCAUAUCAUAUCUUGAUGACGCGGCAGACGCAGACAUGUAUGAGUGA